Molecule: messenger RNA, 3126 nt
Organism: Penicillium egyptiacum
Lineage: Eukaryota; Fungi; Ascomycota; Eurotiomycetes; Eurotiales; Aspergillaceae
Source: the annotation of a GenBank genome assembly
AUGAGCUACACUACACAGGAGGAGACUGCGAUUCUGUUCCAGGAUGAAAAUAUAUACCUACUCGACAUCCCGCAUUCAAUUGCGCUGGCGCAGGAAGGGAGGCCAACACCACAGCAACCAGCCCCAGAAUCAACGCCAGGAACAGAAAAGAACACACACAGGAAUAUACGGAACCUGCUUUCAUGCUCACCUAUAAAAGAGCCAUUCCCCUCUACCGAGCCGAAAAGGCCAGCUGCUCUCGCCAAGGUCCUCGACACCAUUCCUAUCUCCGAGAGGCGGUUCCACUCGGAACUGAUACUGCCACUCGUGAGGGAUUCUCUCGAGACUAUCAGGGCCGGGUUUUCCCAUGAUCGUCCAUGGUGUGAGGCUCGAGCUGUGCCUAGUGAACCCCAUGACAGCACAGCGCCGAACCAGCAUCCACGGAAGCGGCGGAGGGGAAACGAUUAUACGUGCUUAGAGUCUGCGCCGGAUGACCAUGAUUCGACUAAAAAUGAACCACCAAUUAUUCUAUCGACUACCUCGCUGAAUGAUUUCGAGGCUUUAUCAGAUCUUGCCAUUGUCAAGAAUCCAUCACCAGAGCCCGCAAUCCUCAGGGUUAAACGCUGGCACCGUGAUGAAACGAAUUCUCCUCCGUGUGAAUAUAUGGUCCCACCCGAGUCGAGCUUUGUGCUUUGUACACUGCCUCUAUUUAAAAACGAAGUCGACUGUCCUUCUACAUCCAAUAACUAUCCCAUCCCUGGGCUCCCCCAGCACCAGAAGUUCAAUCUCAUCCUCAUGGACCCGCCCUGGCCAAACAAAUCCGUGCGACGCAGCAGGCACUACCAAACACAUCACUACUCUGAGAUGGAUGUGCUUACCGAAGGGCUACGAGACAUACUCCGCGUACACUCGCACGACCAUAAAACAAAACAGGGGCCACGCCAAUCUGAAACCCACCCCAGACCCGCGAUCCGAAGCGAACAGUCUAUAGCUGCUAUAUGGAUUACGAAUGCCGAAAAGGCCCGGCGAGCAGCAUACGAGGCCUUGAGCGGCGCAGGCUUUUGCAUCUGUGAGGAAUGGAUCUGGGUCAAGACCACAUGGGACGGACAAGCGAUCUCAGCACUGGAUGGUCUUUGGCGAAAACCGUAUGAGAUCCUUGUCAUUGGCCGCAAGAGUAGUCUUGAUGUCGACAUCAACGGUACCUCGAACAAUGCACCGACCCUGCCUCAAAUGGAUGAUCUGACGCGCAUGAGUGAGACCAUUACCACGAGACGAGUCAUCGCUGCGGUUCCGGACUUGCAUUCUCGUAAGCCGAACCUGAAAUCUAUUUUUGAGAAUGUGUUUUUCACGGAGGCGGGUCAACUCCAGGAGUAUUCUGCCGUCGAGGUGUUUGCGCGCAACUUGACGGCUGGCUGGUGGGCUGCUGGUAAUGAGGUCCUCCGGUUCAAUGCCCGUGAGUGCUGGGUCGACCUUGGGAGCAAGAGGGUGCAGACAUGCUUGAACGUGCAUGACCCAAAUUUUCAUCACAAAUCUUCUACUCUGUAUGAUUCUUCGGAAAUGGCUAAAGACCAAGAAAAUGGUUCAGUCAAUGACAGUUCGGAGCGUCCGAAAUGCUUCACCAGCACAUUCCAAGAAGUCCUCUUCGUCCUAACUGCCACAAUGGCCAUUGGCCAGCAGUCAUUCUUCCAGGGCUGUAUCGUGGGGGUAACCGCAUCUAUUGGCAAGGAUCUACAUAUGAAUUCUGCUGAAAUUACUUGGAUCAAUGCCGGUGCUUCCCUCACAAGCGGCGCCUUCCUACUCACCUUCGGGAAGUUAGCCGACAUGUUCGGACGCAGGGUACUCUUCAUCAUCGGUAUGGCCGGUUUCACCAUCUCUCUACUCAUCGCCGGCUUCGCAACAAACGCCAUCUACAUGGAUGUCUUCUCGGGGAUUUUGGGCUUAUUCGCCGCCGCCGUCGUCCCACCCGCCGUCGGCGCCCUAGGCGCUACUUACGAGAAACCCUCAAAGCGCAAGAACCUUGCCUUUGCGUGCUUCAGCGCGGGGAACCCGCUUGGAUUUGUCGGCGGCAUGAUUAUCUCGGGUGUGGCGGCGCAUUUGUAUAACUGGCGCGCUUCUUUUUGGGCUCUCGCUGUUGUCUAUGCUAUCUUUACCGUUUUGACCGUAUGGACGGUGCCGGCUGAUGGGUUUGCCAGGACGCCUUUGAGCGUCCAGGCUUUGAAACAGUUUGAUAUUCUCGGAAUGGCGUUGGUUGUUGUUGGGUUUGCGUUCUUUUCGAGUUCGCUUUCUCUCGCUGCAGAUGCACCAGAUGGUUGGAAAACGGGAUACGUCCUUGCUCUGUUUAUUGUGGGCUUUUUCCUUCUCGUGGCAUUUCUGUAUUGGCAGUCCGUUGCUGCACACCCUCUGAUGCCUCUUUGGGUCUGGCGAGAUCGCAACUUCUCUCUUCUCAUCGGAACUUGCUGCCUUGGCUUUAUGGGUUUCUCUGCCGUCAACUUCUACCUCGCUCUCUACCUUCAAGACGUGAAACAUCUGUCUGCCCUUGAGAUCACCGUCCAGCUACUCCCAAUGGUUGUCAGCGGGGUGCUGGUCAAUAUCGUCUGUGGUCUUGUCCUGCACCGCGUGAGCAACAAAGUACUAACCGGAAUCGGAGCACUGGCCUAUACAGCCGCGUUCCUUAUUCUGAGCUUCAUGAAGCAAGAAGCUAGCUACUGGGCAUUUGUCUUCCCAGGGUUGAUUCUUGUCGUUGUUGGUGCUGACAUUCAAUUCAACGUCACAAAUAUGUAUGUAAUGUCCACCCUCCCACCUUCCCAGCAAUCUAUCGCCGGUGGAAUCUUCAACACCGUCAACAAGUUGUGCAGCAACCUGGGCCUCGGUAUUGCUACUUCGGUGCAAAGCUCGGUGGCCCUCCGAAUGACCGCCUCCUCACCUGCGAUUCGGCCUUACCUCUCGGUUUAUUGGUUUGCGGCUGCGGCUUCCGGAGUGUCUCUGGUUUUGGUGCCAUUCUUGACAAUUGGUAAACAGGGCAAUUCUGUCCCGAAAAAUGACCAGUUGAUUUCUGGCGAGGAGGCUGGUGAGAAGACAGCUGUUACUGCUAAUACCAAUUCUGUGGUUUCUUCUGCUGCUGAUAUUGUGGACCACGAGAGGGGAUAG